Molecule: messenger RNA, 798 nt
Organism: Miscanthus lutarioriparius
Lineage: Eukaryota; Viridiplantae; Streptophyta; Magnoliopsida; Poales; Poaceae
Source: the annotation of a GenBank genome assembly
AUGGGAUCUGGAUCAGUGACACUGAAGCAGAAGAAACGGGUGAAACAUGCAAAGAACAAGUACUUGAAACCUGGUGCCCUGGCUCAGAUUCGUUAUAGUAGGAGUACAAGCAGGGACAUCGGCAAGAAAAGGAUUCUGUUGAAUGCGAAAGAUGAGCUGGAGUUGCCUCCACAGCCUGAGGUUCUCUUAGAAAGCAAUACACCAAUUUUGUCCCCUGCAAGACUCAAUUUUGAGCCAUUUGAUAGUAAUAAGGGGCAGAUAUUGCCAAAGACUCCAAAGACUCCUGAUGCAUCUGUGUUUGGUGGUGAUUCAAGGCUUGAAUCACUUCCACUUGAUUUGCUGAUCAAGAUCAUGUGUUGCUUGCACCAUGACCAACUGAAGGCUGUUUUCCAUGUUUCCAAAAGGAUUCGAAAAGCAGUUGAACUUGCCAGGCAGUACCAUUUCAACUACACCACUCCAGAUCGAAGCAGACAGGAGUUGCUCCUAAACAAAACGCCUCUUCCAACGGAGCAUUGGCCCUUCUUAAGAAUCGAUGGCAAGGACGUGUGUGUUUCCACCCCAAGGACACCAAGGGCUCCAAAACAUGCUGCUCGGCUUUCACGCCUCAAGCUUGUUGAUGUGAAGCCAAUCACAGCUGUUCUCUUCCAGGAGUCUCCUACUCCUUUUCCUUCAAAGCGUCUCCGACGCUCAGUGCCACCAGGGCUGCCAAGACCUGUGUGUAAAGCUGCACCCUCGCCCAGAGUUUUACGAUACGAGGAGGAGCUUUGUGAAGCGGUGGCACAGAAUAAGCUUCUCUGA